This is a messenger RNA of Dermacentor andersoni, 6045 nucleotides long. It is a transcript of the gene ari-2, whose product is annotated as E3 ubiquitin-protein ligase ari-2. Gene Ontology annotation, molecular function: ubiquitin-protein transferase activity; zinc ion binding. Gene Ontology annotation, biological process: protein ubiquitination. Lineage: Eukaryota; Metazoa; Arthropoda; Arachnida; Ixodida; Ixodidae. The record is from RefSeq and is a predicted model, not a curated record.
GCUUCCAUGGUCGCUUCAUACCGGCUGCGUCAAGGGGCGCUGGCUUCAGUUUGUUGUGUUUGUUAGCGAAAUGUAAGCCUAACUACGGGAGGAUGUUACUUUUGCCACCGUACGAAGCUUUGUUAUCGUAAAUACGGACCGUGGCACGUCGGGUUACAAGGUUGCCGGGAUGACCGCUCGCAUGUCUGAAGCUGGCUCCGAUGCCGAAGUGAGCUCUGAUUCGGACAUUAGUUACAAUGACUACUACAAUUGCCCAGAGGACGGGGAAAUUGACCAGCAGGACCAGAAGAAGCAGGACCCCGAGUACUUUGAGUUUGAGUGCCUAUCUAUCGAGGAUGUUGAGCGACUGCUGAACGAAUCCGUCGAGUCCAUUUGUGCUAGCCUCAGCGUGAUGCCCUCGCUGGCAAAAGUCUUGCUUCACACCCACAACUGGAAUGCACAAGAGAUCAUCCAGAAGUACAAGCAGAACGCAGCGCAAGCCCUGGCCGAUGCAAGGAUCAAGCCACUGCGGUCCGCCGCCGUAGAAAUGCAGGCAUUAAGGAAGAACCCUUCAGUUCAGUGUCCUAUCUGCCUGCAGAACUUUGCUGGGGAAAGGUUCAGGGGCCUGGCGUGUGGCCACUACUUUUGUGCAGAUUGCUGGGCCAUGCACUUCGAGAUACAAAUCCUGCAGGGCAUUUCUACAGCCAUUGAAUGCAUGGCACAGUUCUGCAACAUUCUGGUCCCAGAGGAUUUUGUCCUGAGCCUGCUGAGCAAAUCGGUACUGCGUGAGAAGUACCAGCAGUUCAUGUUCUCCGACUAUGUGCGGAGUCAUCCCGAGCUGCGUUUCUGCCCUGGUCCCAACUGCAAUGUCAUUGUCCGAGCCAAAGAAAACAAGAGCAAGAGGGUCGUCUGCAAGAACUGCAAGACGACGUUCUGCUUUCGGUGUGGGGGAAACUACCACGCGCCAGCAGACUGUGAUACAAUCAAGAAGUGGAUCACAAAGUGUGCCGAUGAUUCCGAGACUGCCAACUACAUCUCUGCUCACACUAAGGACUGUCCAAGGUGCCACAUAUGUAUAGAAAAAAAUGGGGGUUGUAACCAUAUGCAAUGUUACAGUUGUAAAUAUGAUUUUUGUUGGAUGUGUCUCGGAGACUGGAGGACACAUGGUAGUGAGUAUUAUGAAUGCAGUCGGUAUAAGGAAAACCCCAACAUAGCCAACGAAUCCGCCCAUGCGCAAGCAAGGGAAGCGCUGAAGAAGUACCUCUUCUACUUUGAAAGGUGGGAGAAUCAUGCCAAGAGCCUUCGCCUGGAGGAGAUGACGCUCAGUGCCAUCAAGAACCGCAUCAACGGCAAGGUGAUGGCAAAUGAGGGAACCUGGAUCGAUUGGCAGUACCUGCUUGAUGCGGUCUCUCUCUUGGCCAAGUGCCGUUACACCUUACAGUAUACAUACCCUUAUGCCUACUACAUGGAACCUGGGCCCAGGAAGGAACUGUUCGAGUACCAGCAAGCAACCUUGGAAGCAGAAAUAGAGAAUCUCUCAUGGAAGGUGGAACGUGCAGAGACGACAGACAGAGGGGAGCUUGAAAACCAGAUGGACGUCGCCGAGAAGAGGCGCUCGAUUCUCCUCAAGGACUUCCUUGUCUAGCAGGGCAGAAGGCUCUAGUCACCUGUGCACAGACACAUGACUGUCGUACCGGCACACCAAAAAAAAAAAGAAGAAAAAAAUCUGACGCUACCGUGCCAGGACACUACUGAAGAAGAUGCUCGACUUGGGACCCCUGCUACUAAUCAGCGGGCGUCAUACCUCAUCAUCAUCACGUCUUUCACGUUUGCAGUCAUCGGUGUAACAUCGAGGCACAAAACUAAUUGGGGAUCUCUCCUCUUCCUGAACGGUAAAUUGCAAUUAACAGAGCAAAGAUGUGGGAAGCCUUCCACAGGCAUUCGGUGUUCCGUAAAAAGUGAGAACUAAAUUCGGAGGUACAGGUAAAGCCUUCCGGCAUGAGGGAGAAAAAAAAAAGGUAACGAGAGUUGUGGGAGCGGUUUUCUCAUCCGGGCAUUGUGCCAUUCCCAAACACGGUUUCCUGGUAAUCUGACUUGAAGGCUGUAUUUGUCGAUCGAUUUCUUUUGGUGGUGAUUCCGCUUCUGCCCGGCACUAUUAUUUUGCUAUUCCUUCUUGCUCUUUGUCAGUGGUCCGAGUCCUCCCAUGUUAUCACCAGGAUUGGCUGGUUGUCAACGGUGGAGGCCAAGAAAGAAAUCUUUACGUUAUACCAACCCUGGUUUCCUUAAUCGUGUUGAGAAGAGCACGGGGUGGGAGGUUGCGUACAAAAAUUAUGCGCAGUGAGUUAGCAUGCUUUGUUCUAUCUUUGUAGAGAGAGCUGCUGUGGUUGAAGGAAUUCAACUUCACUGCCCAUGCGGUGUCAUUGGGGUGAACUCAACAUCUGUGCGAUUGCACAAAUUUCGUGAUUUACAGUUCUUUUUUUCUCCCUUCAGGUGUGGCAGCAUUCUGUCGCUUCUUCUGAGAGCAUAGGAUUCUGUCCCUGGAAAUUUGUGUGCACGCCUCCUGUUGGCUAUCUAGCAGGCCGACGCUCCUUCUUGUUUUUCUAGCAUUUGGUGUCGCUGCCUAGCUUCCAAAAUGAAUUCAUUCUAGCUCGGUGGCCAAAAAUGGACAUGACGUCAUCAUAGUGACUGAACUAUGCCCGCAAAAGUGACGUUUCUUUCAUCCGAAUCGGGGACACAUCUGAUCGCCUUCGGUGCGGUUCACUGUUGUAGCGGCAAGCAUUUAUUCAUGUCGCAAGAUUUCUACUGGCAGUUGCCUUAAUGCACUCGGCUGCGAUGCGGUGUCAAGGUGAUCCUGACAAAAAGUAUGUUUCGCGUGUCCCAUAUUUGCUGAUUUAGUUAGUUGCCGCAUGCUGGGAGCGAUCUCCACGAAAAUGGUCAGUCGAGAAUUCCAGCCUUCUGUAAUCUUGCUCUCUAUGAUUGAAAAACUCCGCUGCAACGCAGAACAGGAAUUGCUGUACUGCGAGAGUGAUCUCCACGAAAGCAGUCGAUCGAGGAUACAACUUCUAGCUCUCUAAGGCCAAAAUAUCAUCACAGCACAGGAUAAAAAUCAUAGACUCUGGGAAAAAGCUUGCAUUGCAAAUGAGAAAAAAAAACUAACUCUUCUGAAGAGUUUUGUUCAACCAAUAGUUGCGCUGGAGCAGCAGGCUGCAUUUAACUUGGGGUCGAAGACACGUGGCAGGAAACAUUUAGGAGCAGUGAAUCCCCCUGUCUUUGCAUUGUCCAGUGACGUUAACAUGUUCCUUCUGCUGGCAACCUAGCAACCUUUGCACAUUGACGUCAUCUGCAAUGAAUCUUUCAGCUCCCACAAUUUCCACAGUUCUAGUGCAUAUUUGUGUUAAUUUAGGCGACACUUGUUCAUGCUGUCCUCUCUGCACUACUUUUCUUCAUAAAGCCUUCUGUAAGGGUAGAGUUCGGCUCCAAAUACUUUUAAGUUUUGACGCUUGGUGCAUUGUAGCAGACAUGGAAAUAGUCACGGUAUGUUGCAGUGACUUGUGCUUCAUACCUCAUCUUAAAAGAAGCUCGUUUGAAACUUUCGCUGCCACCAUCACUGUCUCUUCAGCCACGUGACUUCACGUUACCAAAGCCAGACUGCACAUGAAUUUGGCGCCAUUCAACUAGCAGAGUGUGCUGGAGAUGGACAAUAAUGGUAGAGUGCUAGCAAUAUGCUGGAGCAGUCCACUGGCCACACAGAUUAGCCGAGAGGAGGUGGCUUGUGAAAGCAAACUACUGAUUCUGAGUAAGAACGCUUCUUUGAGAAUGGACACGUGAAUUGAUGGGUGCUGGGAGCUACGUCUCGCUGCCCCGCCAUAAUGAGUUUUCUGGCCCUUAAGAUAAACCUGACAUUAGAUGUGUUCCUGUGAAUUGAGUCGGCACAGCUUCCUAGUAUGUUGGUUAUCAAGCUUCUAGUGGUUUGAAACUCUCGCAAGCCCAUUUGUGAACUCUUUAGAGCACAUAUAUUAUAACAGUGAUAACAGUUAUGGGCAUUUCCUUUCACUUGACAUGAUGGCAAUUAUCGGCAAGAUUGCCAAAUGCCUAAGAAAAACUGCGCCAAUAUAGUGCAUACAGAGGCACAGUGGUGUCAAAGUAUUGGACGUAGAAUAGUCACAAGGUCAAAAUAAGGGUACGUAACUCUAAAAGGGGUUGCGGUGAUUGCUGUGGCUGUGCUCUAGAUUAAUUCAGGAGUGUGUUCGCUUUUUUUUUUUUUUCAGUUGCACACAGCCACGUUAAUACAUGAAAAAGCUGCAGCUGUUGCAGUUGAAGACGUGCAUUUGUGAUCCCUGUAGUUUCCUCAUUAGGUACUUCAUUUUUUCACUCUCUCUUACUUCACUCUUGUUGUUUCUCCCAUUUGAUCUACAACUUAGCAGGGUUCUUAGUUUCAUACAACAAGCUCUUCACAGUAUGCCUUGCUGGGUACCUCACUUGCUUUUUUGGUAUCCACUGUCCACCGUGGCACAUUUUCUGACUGCUCUCAACAAAUCCCCCCUUUCAGCUAUCUAAAGGACCCACGUAGUUCUCAAAUAAUUUGAGAAACGCCACUUCAGUAACUCUUCCCCCUACAGAAGGCCUUAUUUCUCCAUGAUCUCUGGUGUGAGAACUUCCCAGUUGCUACUGUGACCAUGAUAGCAAAGCACAUUGUUACAAGUUUGUGUUUUGCUCUGCCCCUUCUGUGCUUUCUCUUGACAUAACAAUCCCAUCUCCGUAGCUGCUAAGACGACCAUACUCAUUGCUUCGUUUGUGUUAAAGGCCACUAGACGUUGCCUAUACAUGCUUCCCUGCGCACAGCACUGCAGAGAUGGAUCGUUGACUGAAAAAUAAUCAUAACAUAUUUUUUGUCACCUAUUUGCCUUUGAGGUGCAGAAGAUAACAGGUUGUUGCCCAAUAAGCCAGUUUUCUCCCACUAAUCAUGCACGUGCUUCAAAGUUUGCAUCUAUGAACCCACACUUUUCUUCGCUUGACAUUGUCUCGCCACCUGCUCAUGCUGGCAUGAGCAGGGGAGUAUCUGCUCCUAAACAUUUCUUGCUUCGUGGCAGGAGAUGAUGAAAUGACUACUGCUAGCCAUUAAAGAUGAGAGUAAAGCAAUAGUAAUGCAUGACUGGAGAGGUCUCAUUUAGGUGAAGGCAGCGUCUUUGUUGGAGGUGCCUUUUGAAGUAUGUCGAAGGGAAUGAAACAUGAUGCAAGCACUUUUGUUUACUACUGUGCCGACAGCUGAUUACCUCAAUCGGGUGCGUAGAUAAGGCAGGUUUUGCUGGUCACGUAGGAGCACCCCUCUCUGCAUUGAGAGUGUACUCUUCGAACUGAUCCAGUGUGAUAAUUGCAUUUUCAGAGUCUGUGAGUUCACGAGCUGUACACGACAAGGGCAAGGGCAAGGGAGACAAGGGCAUUCUUACAUGUGCUGCAAAAUUAAAUAUGUUAAGAAUUGCUUAUUCAUUGCGAAAGCACAUUUCUGCAGAAUGUCAGGUUGCCAGAUCGACGCAUGAUCUAGCAUUGAAACAACCUGGCAGACACACAUUGUGUAGAUGCCUAUUAAAAGAAAAAAUUCAGUUUUAAAUUGACCAGCAAAACAUGUUUAAAAGGUGUGGAAAAUAGAAAAAAAGAGAAUAGUGUACGAAGUGCUGCACGACAUCUUUAUACAACAUUUGCAAGCUUUUAGUAAUGAAUUUACAAGCGAACUCAAUGAAAGCAAAGAUCGAAGAUGUGCCAAUGCGAACGAAUAUGUGGGAACUGUUUGUAAGCUUUUUUUGUAUAUCUGUGUGCGCUGUUCCAAUGGCCAAGCCUGAAUUGCUACGUCAAGCAGUGUUUCUAAGAGAGAUGGGUAUUUGUUUGAAAUCAUGUUGGAAGAAAGGUGUGCUAUCCCUGUUACGGAAUGAGCUGGCAUUUUGAGAAAUCUUUUUUUCUGUUUUGUCUUUAAGUGAUCUCGUUGCACUUUUUUUUUAUGUACAGUUCUAUAUAUUAUACAUAGGUGGUACUAUACAUAAUUACAAAUUAAAGAAGUUGCUUCUUGUACAA